CGGAAGUCAACAGUAUGGCGUCUCUGGCGAUGCGCAUUCGCACGAAAAUAUGCUGUAGCUAGCAGAAUAAAAAUAUUUAGUCAGACGCUUAAAGAUAGCUAGAUAAGUGACUCAGUUUUAAUGUCACAGUGUGCUUGUUUUUUGGACAUAGUUAAAAAAAAUAUAGGCAUAGUUGCCUGUUAAGCAGCAAAGCGCGCGUGACGGUGCUCGGGUUUUGUGCGCGUGUUAGCGCGUGAGCUGUAGUCAGCUUCAGCUUCAUCACAGCAGCAGCAGCAGCAGAAAGGUGAAACGAUGGAGUCAUCUGAGCAAUGUCCUCCAGACUCAGCGCAUCAGGAGGUGAACCCGAUGUUCCUCCAGCAGCUCAGAGAACUGGAUAUCCCUGAGGAGGCAGCCAGACAGGCACUCCUACACACAAGGAAUGUGUCUGCUGAGGAGGCGGCGAUGUACUACUUCAACAAGCUGGAAAACGAGGAAGAAGGAGAUGAAGAUAUGAUGUUUAAGAUGGUCUUUGUUGUGAACAUGGAGCUGUCCAUGGGAGUGGGGAAGGUGGCAGCACAGGUGGGCCAUGCAGCUGUGGCUCUGUACCAGGCCAUGCAGGACAAGAAUACUUGGAGAGAGAUGGCCUGGAAAUGGGACCAUGCUGGAGCUAAGAAGAUUGUGCUACAGGGCACCAACACAGCACACCUCUUGGAGCUGCAGGCUCUCGCUAUGAGUUUGAACCUCCCUGCAAAACUGAUACAGGAUGCCGGACUCACACAGGUGGAGCCGGGCUCUAGCACUGUGCUGGCCAUCAUGGGAGAGGAAGAAAUGGUCAAUAAUGUUACAGGUAGCCUGAAACUGCUUUGAGCACUGCAAAGAAGCAACCGUGGAAAUGCAGAUGUGUAAAGUGCCACUGAGUGUCCACAGGGGGGCAGAACAGUCCCACAGCAGCAAAGCUAGCUGCCUGAAAAACAGCAUAAUCUAUGGCAUUCACUUACUUCUACUGACACUCUUACACACACUAAAUAACAAUAAUAUUAUCUGAAGUAGGAGGGGCUGCGCAUGUGGGUGUGGGGACUGGAUGUGUCAGUUCUGCUUGAUUUAACAUUUACAGUGUAUCUGCAUUCAUUCAGUUACGUAAAGGUCUUUGAUUCUAUAGAGAAAAAAAAAACAUGAAAAUGUGUAAAGCCACAUUGAGCAUAUCAGUAAUUGAUCAAAUGGGUAGAUAAUGCCAACGUAUGUCCUGUUAUAUAACUAAAUAUAGCCCUUAAGUUAGAACAUAGUGUUUUGGUGAUUGUUGGACCAAAUUAGUCAUUGUACACAAAUCAAAUGAAUUGUAGCACUACAUGUAAAGCAUCGUCUCCAGAUGUAAGAGAUGAGUUUAUUGAUUAUGUGCAAAGGGGGCUUCCUUUGUUGUGAGUUGUGAUGUAUAAAUCUCUGUCUAGAAUUUUUAUGUAAGUGUGAUGAUACCCCUUCCUACAAAACCUUGUGUAUACAUAACAUGAAAGCAUACUGAUGAAUGGGAGAAAAAAAAAUGCAAAGACUCAAAGCCAUAUGUUUAUUGUGGAGUGCCAUUGUUAACAAUUUCUGUCACUUUUUGACUGUUAUUUAUUUUUUUAAUGCAUCUACUUGUUGAGUCUACUAUAUAUUGACUGUCAGUUCUGGGAUUAAGGAGGUUGGCUUUUUUUGCAAUAAUAUUGACCUGCUAUAUUUGUGUGUCUGAAUUAAAAUUUCACUAUAGUGUUACAAGCUCAGAGCUUUGUAUUUAGACUUUGAGAAUUGUAAGUGAUUAUUGUCACCAAAGUUUAACAAUGUGUCUCAAGCAAUUUUUGUCCCCUUUAUAUUUCUAGCUGAAAUAUUUGGAAAUGCAUUGACAUAUUGGUCAAUAAUAAUAAUCACAAGCUUUAGACAAUUUGAUUGAUAAUCGAAGCUGGUAUUUUCCUCAUGAAUUUGGAAUCAUGGAUUAGUUUCAGAAGGAGGAUUUGGAGAAUUUUCGGAAUAGUUUGUGAAUUAUUGCUCUAUCUCUCAAACUAUUUCUAAUACAACUUCUCUCUUUUUCAUGUUUUCUCCGUGUCGAUUUUUUUUUUGUUUUAAAAAUAACAUCUAAAUGAAUUGGCAUCUGAAUUGUAAAAUGUCCUACAGUGAAUAAAAACAAGGUUUCACCGAG
Hemibagrus wyckioides is the source of this 2146-nucleotide messenger RNA. RefSeq names its product UBA_like_SF and PTH2 domain-containing protein. The record is from RefSeq and is a predicted model, not a curated record. Gene Ontology annotation, molecular function: peptidyl-tRNA hydrolase activity; protein binding. The transcript has 7 exons. Lineage: Eukaryota; Metazoa; Chordata; Actinopteri; Siluriformes; Bagridae. Gene Ontology annotation, cellular component: cytosol; mitochondrion. The coding region runs from base 292 to 846 and encodes 184 amino acids.